Molecule: messenger RNA, 1830 nt
Organism: Manis pentadactyla (Chinese pangolin)
Lineage: Eukaryota; Metazoa; Chordata; Mammalia; Pholidota; Manidae
Product: sodium-dependent phosphate transport protein 1-like
Exons: 13
Coding region: 140-1543 (467 amino acids)
Biological process (GO): monoatomic anion transport; phosphate ion transmembrane transport
Cellular component (GO): membrane
Source: RefSeq, a predicted model, not a curated record
UAAAAAGAGUAGAUCCAGAGAUUUAUUAUUUUUUAAAGUUGAAAGGAAAGUCUGCCUUGAGGAAGAAGGAGUCAUUUUUCUGCCCUGAAUCAGUGGAGACCAAACCUUUCAACAAGAAGAGAAGCAACUGGAACCCCUUAUGCAAAUGGAUAACCAGGUCCCUCCCAAGAAAGUUCCAACUUUUUGUUCUCUUCGCUAUGGAUUAUCAUUCUUGCUGCACUUCUGUAACACUAUAAUAAUGUCACAGAUGAUAUGUCUAAAUCUCACAAUAGUAGCCAUGGUGAACAGGACGAAUCCACAUGGUUUGCCCAAUACCUCCACAAAGGAGCUACUGGAUAACAUAAAGAACCCUGUGUAUAAUUGGAGCCCUGAAAUCCAGGGGGUCAUCUUCAGUUCUAUCUUCUAUGGUGUACUUUUCACCCAAGUUCCUGUUGGAUACUUAUCUAGAAUAUACUCCAUAAAGAAAAUGGUGGGCUCUGCGUUAUUCCUCAGCUCUCUUCUUUGCCUGUUCAUCCCACUGGCAGCUGAAAUUGGAGUCACUUUUGUUAUCACAUGCCGAGUAGUCCAGGGGGCAGCCCAGGGGACAGUGUCCGCAGCUCAGCAUGCAAUAUGGAUCAAGUGGUCUCCACCUUUGGAACGAGGCCGACUUACCUCUGUAAGUCUAUCAGGAUUCCUGCUGGGCUCCUUCACUGCCCUGCUUGCAACUGGAUUCAUCUGUCAAUCUCUAGGCUGGCCUAUGGUCUUCUAUAUUUUUGGUGCUUGUGGCUGUGCCCUAAGUCUUCUCUGGUUUGUUCUGUUUUAUGACGACCCAAAGGACCACCCAUGUAUGAACAUCAGUGAGAAGGAAUACAUCGCGACCUCCCUCACGCAGCAGGUCGGCUCAAGUAGACAAUCUCUGCCCAUCAAGGCGAUGCUUAAGUCUCUUCCACUCUGGGCCAUUUCCUUUGGUACUUUUGCUUUUCAGUGGACGAAUAACAUCAUGAUUUUGUUCACGCCAGUAUUUCUCGACUCCAAGCUUCAUGUUAGUAUAAAACAGAACGGGCUGCUGUCUGCCCUCCCCUAUUUGUUUGCCUGGAUGAUCGGGAUCAUAGCAGGGGAGACGGCCGACUUCUUACUGUCCAGAAAUAUUCUCAGCAUAGUUAUCAUCCGGAAACUCUUCACCACGCUGGGACUUCUUCUGCCUGCCUUCUUUUACAUGUGCCUGUGCUAUCUGGAUUCGAGCUUCUACGGCAGCAUCAUUUUCCUGGUACUUGCUAAUGCAACAGGAAGCUUUUGUUUGAGCGGAAUAAUAAUAAAUGUCUUGGAUAUUGCUCCCAGGUAUUAUGGAUUUCUUAAAGGAGUUACAAAUCUAAUUGGAAUGUUGGGAGCAGUAAUUUCUUCUACUCUGAUUGGAGUGAUUCUUGGUCAGGAUCCAGAAUCUUCCUUGUUUAAAACUUUCUACCUGAUUGUGGCCGUGAAUGUGAUAAGCCUCAUUUUCUGCCUUGUAUUUAUUAAAGCAGAAAUUGAAGACUGGGCUAAAGAAGGACAACACACACGCCUCUGAAGGGAUCCAGGUGCUGUGCAUCAACGGCUGUUAACAUCACAGAAAGAGAGACAUUGGAGACAUGGUGUACAUCCUGAUGAAAGAGCGCACCACCACCGAGGUCCUGCUGCGAGGACCACACUGAGACGAUCAAGCCCCUGGAUAGCGAUGCUGUUUGUAAUAAGAAGUAGGCAGGACAGAGAACGUGUUGAACUAAAUCCUAAGGAUAUCAUCAGCAAAUCUAAACUGUGAGAAUUUUACAGGUCAAAGACUCAGAUUUCUUAAUAAAUAAAUAAAUUAAAAAGGAA